Messenger RNA from Cheilinus undulatus (humphead wrasse), 1750 nucleotides. RefSeq names its product PDZ binding kinase (gene pbk). NCBI's taxonomy places the organism in Eukaryota, Metazoa, Chordata, Actinopteri, Labriformes, Labridae. Bases 119 to 1144 code for a protein of 341 amino acids. Gene Ontology annotation, biological process: protein phosphorylation. The record is from RefSeq and is a predicted model, not a curated record. The transcript is spliced from 7 exons. Gene Ontology annotation, molecular function: protein serine/threonine kinase activity; ATP binding.
CUAGUUUGUCCCUCAGAGGCACCCUGACACCUAAACAGGAACCAUUUGAAUGUUUGGCGCGGUUUAACUGAAGCAGUCUUGUGUCUUGAAGGAAAACGCAGUGCUGUCCCUGUACAGAAUGGCCUCCCCUGCCACACAAAGCGAUGAGGGUUCAUUCAAGACCCCUAAAACUGUCCGAGUGAGAAGCUUUGGAAGCAAUGGAGGGACCCCCAUCAACAUCCCAGCUUCACCUUUCAUGAAGAAGUUGGGCUGUGGGACUGGGGUUAAUGUCUACUUAAUGAACAGAGUGGGAAAGUUGAAUGCAUCUCCCUGGGCUGUGAAGAAAAUCAACAGUAAGUGUGCGACCAAACAGCUGUCCGUUUAUCAAAAGCGUCUGAAUGAAGAGGCAAAGAUCCUGAAGGGGAUUGAUCACCCAAAUAUUGUUGGGUUUCGUGCCUUCACUACGGCCAAAGAUGGAUCAAAGUGUCUGGCGAUGGAGUACGGAGGAGAGCAGUCUCUCAAUGACCUGAUAGAGAAGAGGAGAGAGGAAGGACUCAAAGCUUUUCCCGCUGCCAAAAUACAAAAAGUUGCUCUGGAUGUUGCUCGUGGCCUUCAGUAUCUCCACAAUGAGAAGAAGCUGCUGCAUGGAGACAUGAAGUCCUGUAAUGUCGUCAUCAAGGGUGACUUUGAGACUGUCAAGAUCUGUGACGUUGGAGUGUCUCUGAGGCUGGACGAGAACAUGAAAGUGUCUGAUCCAAAGGUGGAGUACAUCGGCACAGAGCCGUGGAAACCAAAGGAAGCUCUAGAAGAUGAUGGAGAGAUCACUGACAAGGCGGACAUUUAUGCUUAUGGUCUGACUCUGUGGGAGAUGAUGACGCUGUCCAUGCCUCACCUUGAGAUGCUCGAGGAUGAUGGGGAAGAGGAGGAUGAAGAGGAUUCAAUGGAGGUGAGUUUCGAUGAGGACGAGUACUAUGCACGGCUUGGUACGAGGCCGCCACUGGAUGUGGAAGCUCUAGGCAGCUCAUACCAGAGGAUGGUGGAGCUUUUUUGUCUCUGCACAGAGGAGGACCCCAAGAAGAGACCCUCAGCUGCACAGAUAGUCCAGGUUUUAGAGCACAACACCGCAGUGGAGAAAACACCCAGUGAGGUGAUCGUAAUUGAUUGAUUUACACUUCUGUAACUGUACUUUCAUCUACCAGGGAGGAAUUUUGUUGGGUGUUUGACCUGGACUAGUUUCCUGGUCAUGGCUUAAAGAACAGUUUGUGGAAUUUGUUAGAAAUUGAAGAAUAUACGGAUACAACAUGAAAACUUGAAUUGUUGUUUUGAGGGUAGUGGGUUUGUGUAACAAUUUAGAAGCUUCAGCAAACAUAAAGACUAUUCAGCCUUAAUGUAGACACACAUUAGUUAAUGCUGCACAACUUUAUUAGAAUGAAUUCUGUAUAUCUCCAUCUCCUGCAGUUAUUUAUAUGUUUACAGUUUGUCUUCUUUUUUGUGUAUGUCACUGAUAGAUUGUAAAUGUUUUUACUGCCUUUACUCUUGAAUUCUUGAAAUAUUUUUUUGUGUCCCUGUACUUCUUUAAACUUUCAUAUUUCUUUACCAAACUCUUAAAACUCCUGUUUUUAUUUCACCGUUUUAACAUUUUGUAUAAGACCUAGUAUGUUAGAAUGUUUGCAGUGGUUUAUAUUACAACCAAACUUUCCUUUAAGCCAAUCUGCUUUACUGUUGGCUAUUUUAAUGAUUAAAAGAUCAGUAUAGAAUUUUACAUCUUAAA